GUUUGCGCUCGUGAGCCGUUCAGCGAUUUUUCCGAAAAUCCAUCUCCGCCCAUGGCCAUGUCUCGCUCGAAGAAGUGCCUUCAGGCGCUGCUGCUGGCAGUUGCCUGGCAUUGGACCUGCACCUGGUGCUCUCCUGGCCGCGCCCGCGCCCGUUGGGUCAAGGUCGCGCAGCCCACCAGACGCCACGCGGCGGGAGACGACAUGCCCAUCCCUUCCAGCUCGAAGGAGGACCAGUGGGAGCUCUUCUCCGAGUGGAUGCGCGCCCGCGGUGCCAAGAUGGAGAAGGUGAAGAUUGCAGACGUGAAUGGCAUGCGUGGCUUGGUCGCCACCCAAGACAUCGCGGAGAACGAGUCCAUCGUCGAGGUCCCCCUGGGUGCCUCCAUCGACAUCAGCGAUCCCACGAAUGAGAAGGAUCCCAGUUUGAAUGCCUUGGCACUGCUCAGGCUCUUAGAGGAUCCAGAUUUGGCGCCAUACGUUGAGCUCCUUCCAGGCCGCGACUCACCAGACAUUCUCAGGAUGCCUGACUUCUACAGUGAAGAGGAGCUCCAGAUGCUGUCACGUCCCGUUGGCUUCCAUGCUACAAGUGAACUGCAAUGCCCGGAGGUCAUCCAAAAGACCUUGCGCCGCAGGGAGCUUUGUGCCCGUCGUGCGCAAGAGUCCUCCUUGCAGGAGGGUUCUGUGAAGUGGGCGCUUUGCACCGUGGCCCAGCGUGCAUUUUCCUUGGUCUCGCCCAUCGACGGCCUGUUGCGUUUGAUGCUGCCUGGCAUCGAUUUGUUCAACCACGAUGCCCACGCGCUGCACACCAUGAAAGUUCGAUGGAACUUGGAUGGCUACGUGGAUGCCGUGUUUAAGGUGAUCGCAGGAUCGCCCAUCAAGAAAGGCGAAGAGGUCCGCAUUUGCUAUGGCGGCAGCCCCUUCCGUCCGGACGGCUGCGGAGGAGACUGCGUGGGCGAUCUCGCUUUGACCAAUGCGCAGUACUUGAUGAGGUACGGCUUUGUGGAUGGAUGCAUGGGCACCACCAUGGUCGAUGGCAAGUGGCUCGUCAAGGACGAGUCCGAAAGCAUACGUGAAAGCUUAGCCAAGACCACGGUGCAGGAAGAUGACGAGCUUUUGUCCAGUUCACUGCCUUUGUCAGCGCAGACGGCACUGGAGUUCCGUCGGCACCUGAAAGUGGCGCUGAAAGCUCAACAGGAGGCUGAUGCCUUGGCUGCCAAGGCCGAAGCUGCUAAGAGUGAGGAGCAAAAGCGGGCCGAGGCAGAGGCCAAAGAACAGGCGGAAAAGGAGGCAGAGCUCAAAGAGGCCAAUGCCGCGGAAGCGCGGAAGCAGCUUCUGGAAGCGCUCGAGGAGAAGAGUUGACAGCGAAGUCGUGCCACGGAAGACGGUGUCCGCGGGCAAGCGCUCUCGACCGCCCACGGCAAAAGGCAU
This is a messenger RNA of Durusdinium trenchii, 1425 nucleotides long. NCBI's taxonomy places the organism in Eukaryota, Dinophyceae, Suessiales, Symbiodiniaceae. The record is from the annotation of a GenBank genome assembly.